Messenger RNA from Klebsormidium nitens, 1281 nucleotides. Lineage: Eukaryota; Viridiplantae; Streptophyta; Klebsormidiophyceae; Klebsormidiales; Klebsormidiaceae. The record is from the annotation of a GenBank genome assembly.
AUGGCAGGAUAUCGAAGGGCGGGGAUUGCAGAUUUUCUGGACUCCUUGUGCGACCAAGCAGAGCUCCUGAGGGCGUUCUACCGGCCGCGGCUCGUCUUCCUGCUGUGCGUCUUCCUCUGCCCGUUCUUCCUGGGCUUCACCACGCUCGCGCUCUUUGGGCACAUCCUGGCUCUCGCCUACUUCUGGGCGCUGUACCUGGCCUUCGUUCUGCCGCUGCCCAUCGCGGUCUUCCUCGCCUGGUACCUCUUCGCGGAAAUGAUACCCGGUGAAAUCAUUGCUGACGUCACGUCGGAGGCAACACCGCGUGUCUAUCCAACCUGGGAAGUGCAGCAGACUGCGGCUCCUCGUGGCCCAUCACUGUGGGAUCGAAGACAGGCCCUGCGCGAGCGGCUGCUCGAAAUGUGCGACGAGAACUUCCUGGAGAGGCGGGUGGCGCAGUUGGCGCGCGGGUACCGGGUGACGGACGUGCGCCUGAACGCGCACCUGCAGAGGUCCAGCUACAUGCUCGACCGGUUCCUGGACACGCUGCUGCAACACGAGGACACCCUCCCGGAUCUGUGGGAGGAACUCCGGUCGUCCCCCGGCCUGGGCCCGUUCGUGGUGGCGUUCCACGGCACUCCCCCGGCCAACAUCCCGAGCAUCCUGGCCCAUGGCCUGCUGCCCACCAGCCGCGUGUCCGACCCGCUGUGCGACUACUUCAGCACCGAUCUAGCCGUCACCCGCCGGUACGUCGACAAGACCAAUCGACUAUGGUACCGCAACUGGCCCGCCCAGUUCCAAGCAGUCGUCUUUCUGCUGCUCAAGAAGGAGCCGGCGGUCGUGGACCACUUUUCGUUCAUCGUGAUGCGCCACGCGGCGUACCAGCUGCCGCUGGGAGUCGUGACGGUAGAGGCGGACUAUGGGCCCCAAGAAUUUUAGCAGGUCGUUUUCAAGCUUCGGCUUCAAAUCGGCGCGAAACUCUUAAAAUACGUCCUGGACAUCUACUGUGGCCUUGUUAAGGUACAUGCCAUAAUACUAUAAGACUUGCCACACAAGCAGCAAAUAGGUGCUCAGCCGCCCGAGCGUCCCAUCGCCAAGUUACUUGCAUACGCUGCCAGUGGGUCGAGUCGAAGGCAGCUUGCUAGGUUUUUGAUUACGUCCAGGUGGAAACGUUAGCGCCUCGCAAUACGUUUACAGAGGCUUGCCACUAACGGAGGCACACUUCGAGGCCGCAUUCUUCUUGACACUGCGGUGAGCGCUUUCUGUUCCAUGCAGCGACGUAGCCUCGACUAUACAUCCGAG